AUUUAGCGAAUAUUUUUUCCAGAUAAAAAAGACAGGUGGUUUCCUCUGGCCAGGUUGCCUAGCAACAAGCGAAAGUAAACAUUUUAAAAUAAUUUUGUUGUACGAGGAAGGAAAUUCAAGCAUAGAAAUACCUUCUUUUUGUGCGGAAAAUCUAAAAUAGAAGUGCUUUUUCUUUUUCAAUGGAUUCUUCUGGUUCAAGGGUAGGUUUAACCUGCAACAUUUUGUUUAAAAUGACGGCCGAUUUUAGUGUGUGCCGUGAAUUAUUUUGCCAUGAUAAUAUUUUAAUAGUGACUGAUUUUGAAUCAUUUACUUUAAGAUAUUACUUACUGUAAAGAUUUAAAUCAUGAUAUUAAAAAAGAAGAGUGCCAAUCUGUCUAUCAUUUUGGAACUUAACUUGUGGAGUGUUCAAAUAAUGUCAAAUCGCUUGCUAAAAAUAAAAUCUAAAUGACCCAGCUGGCUUAAAUAAUGUCAUAGCUCUGCGGUGAGGGGUCAGCCCGUUCAGGGACCCUAGUUUGUUGUAUAAAGGGUAGUAGAAUGUCGCUUUUCCAAAUAAAAAAUGGAUAUGAUAAGGAACCCCCCCCCCCUCAAAUUGCACACACUACCCCCUUAAUAGCCAAGGCUAGGGAGGGUAUGUGUGAACCCCCACAAUGCAACAUAAUGGGUUAAGUGGCUAGGCACAUUGGGAAGAUGCUCUCCCCUUGAUGGGUAACAUUGUCUGGUGUUAAACAGAGUAAAAUAAUAAAGUAGGGUGCAUUAGGACACAAUGCAACUUAACGAGUUAAAAAUAAAUAAGCAACCAAUCAUGGUUAAGUAACAUGACUAUAUAUUUCUUUUUCUAGUCUGCUGAACUCCAAGCAACAAAACCUGGUAAUGGAGCAAGAACUUCCAAUUACUACAGCACUCAAAAUAUUCCUCAACGUUUUGACAAUCCUGGUAUGUAAAAUUGAUUCUUUCCUUUUUUUCAGUAUCCUUCUGCAAUGUUCAAAGCUCGGCUGGUGAGAAUGCACAAGCAGUGAAUAAUUUGGGCAAUCCUGUGUUUUCUUGCCUGAGAAACAUAAAUAGUGUAGGCACGGCUCAGACUUCCACAUUAACAGCAAGCGAAGGUGUGUUGGUUUUUGAUAUUUUGUAGAAUUGGAACAGUGGAAACAUUAGGACAGUCAUAUAAAUUUUGAUUUUCAUUCAUUUUUCAUUGAUUUUUUUAGAUGUAUUCCAAGGUUAUAAUGCGAAGACACAACAUCCAAUGUACAUGACGAGUGCCAUGGAGUAUGGGUAGGUAAACAGCCUGACUGGCUACAUGACCGACUGGCAGCCUGCCGCACACAAGAGAAACUUGCUGGGAUAGCCACCUAGCCAACAGGCAAACAUGGAAACAAGGCCCAGGGACGCCAGAACUGGGGGGCAGGAGGGGCAGCCGCCCCCACUGCCCUUUACCGGGAGGGGCAAAGGUGCCCUUUCAAUUUAAAGGAAUGCCUUGGCGAAAUAGCGAAUUGUCAGAAAUGUUAGUGCAGUUCUUUUACGAAUUUGCUUCAGAAAACGCAAGAAAUGCAGUCAUCGAGCUUCAAGAAUAGCACAAUUGCCUGGCGGAGAACCCCUUCACACCCCUAUCAUCCAAUCAAUAGAAAACAUGAUUAGGCAAAGAACUCAACACCCGAUGUUUUGCAAACAUCUCUUAGUAUAUAUCAAUUUAAAAGUGCCCUUUCACGAAAAUCUGCCCCGCUUGCCUUCAUAUUGUUCCAGCGUCCCUGACAAGGCCAUUGGGGCAAAAAUACAAUAAACAAUAAAGUCCAUCUUCUAUAAACUGACAAAUUGACGGCUGAGUGACUGUCUGCCCAAGAAAGUAGAUUUUGAAAUUUUAUCAUUAUUUAAUUGUUUCAUAUUUCUAGCUCGAGACAACCUACGGUUCACACAAUGCCAACGAUGUUUCAUGCAAAGAAUCAGAAAUUCUCCGAACACCUCGGCACGUGUGGGAUGUAUAGAGAUCAUUCCCUCAAUACCGCCACGGACAAGAGUGUUGUUUAAUUCUUGUAAAAAUAAUAACAGAUAGUGUACAUAAUGAAAAUGCGAAAUAAAAUCAGGAA
Molecule: messenger RNA, 2078 nt
Organism: Paramuricea clavata
Lineage: Eukaryota; Metazoa; Cnidaria; Anthozoa; Malacalcyonacea; Plexauridae
Source: the annotation of a GenBank genome assembly